GGAGUAGAAAGAAGCAAAAUGCAUACAUACUUACCACCAAGUGCAGCCAGAGUGAAGAACUGCUAUCUGAAGAAGCAAGCAGCAGCAAGGCUGAUACUGCUACUUUAUUUUAUCCUUCACUUCACCACAGUUUUGGCUCAGCAAGAGGAUCGCAACUGGGAGAAGCAGUGGUGCAUAGUGGAUGAGCAAACACCAGAUGAUAUCCUACAGAUUGCUCUUAGCUGGGCAUGUGGUCCUGGAGGUGCAGAUUGUACGAUGAUUGAGCCUAAUAAAUCAUGUUACCUUUCCAAUACAGUCAGGGACCAUGCAUCUUAUGCCUUCAACAGCUACUGGCAAAAAUACAAGAAACAUGGUGGUUCUUGCUACUUCAAUGCAGCUGCAAUGGUCACCGACCUAAACCCAAGUCGUAACUCAUGUAACUUUGAAGUAGUGUCUUGAUAUAACGGUGGUCAAAGCACUGGAAGACGCAUGCAUUCCUGGUUUUCUUCCACUGAUCCUUCAGGAAAAGAAUGGAAAAA
Triticum dicoccoides is the source of this 518-nucleotide messenger RNA. Its product is annotated as glucan endo-1,3-beta-glucosidase 1-like. The transcript is spliced from 3 exons. Lineage: Eukaryota; Viridiplantae; Streptophyta; Magnoliopsida; Poales; Poaceae. The record is from RefSeq and is a predicted model, not a curated record. Bases 19 to 438 code for a protein of 139 amino acids.